Molecule: messenger RNA, 5247 nt
Organism: Oryzias melastigma (Indian medaka)
Lineage: Eukaryota; Metazoa; Chordata; Actinopteri; Beloniformes; Adrianichthyidae
Gene: pld1b
Product: phospholipase D1b
Exons: 26
Coding region: 154-3249 (1031 amino acids)
Biological process (GO): cell motility; regulation of microvillus assembly; phosphatidic acid biosynthetic process
Molecular function (GO): phosphatidylinositol binding; D-type glycerophospholipase activity
Source: RefSeq, a predicted model, not a curated record
GAAGGGACUUCUCACAAACGAGGUUGAUGUGUAAGAACCGAGUUUAGUGUGGUCAGACACCCUGCUGGAUGUCCAGAAACCUGAAGGCCUGGAGAGUUUUCCACAGGAAGCAGAGGAGCAGGUGAGCCUUCGGCUCCACACUGAGUGCUAGCCAUGCUGCGGCAGCCCGAGCAGACAUCCAGCACCCUGCAGCUGGUAGCUAGUGACAUGACGGGCAUCAUGGAGAACCUGGACACCCGGGAGCUCGCCCUGGGCGACGGGGAUUACGACCUGGCGGAUGGCACCGUUCCCGGAGAGCAAUUGUCUUUUAUGGCAAUCUACAACAUGGUGGGCCUCAAGGACGCCGGGGGGAAGAUUUUCCUCUCCUGCCCGAUUACGGCCAACGUCACGGAUGUGGAGAGGCACAACGCGGCUCAGGACCGUUUCAACAUGACGGCGCAGAGGAGCGUCAACAAGAUUCUUCCAGCUCUCUAUACAAUCGAGCUGAAACACGGAGGGUUCACAUGGAAAGUGAAGAAGAAGGAGAAGCACUUCAUGGAGCUCCACAGAGAGCUCAGGACGUACAAGACCUUCGUCAAGCUGAAGCUGCAUCCCCACAGUCACUCUGUGAGGAAGACCACGGUGCCAAAGAGCGAGGCCACACAGAUCCCCGACCUCCCCAAGGGAGGAGAGGAGGAGGGCAGAGGAGACACCAUUUCCAGCCGCAAGAAACAACUUGAAGAUUACUUGAAUAAACUGCUGAAGAUGCAGAAGUACAGGAACUACCAUGCUACUAUGGAGUUCAUGGAAGUGAGUCAGCUGUCCUUCAUUCAUGACCUCGGACCAAAAGGCUUAGAAGGAAUGGUGUCCAAACGCUCCGGAGGUCAUCGGAUCCCCGGGUUAAACUGCUGCGGCCACAGCAAGAUGUGCUACCGCUGGUCCAAACGCUGGCUGGUGGUGAAGGACUCGUUCCUGCUCUACAUGAAGCCAGACACUGGUGCCAUCUCCUUUGUGAUGCUGUUUGACAAGGAGUUCAGCAUCAAUGUGGACUCCAAAAGCACUGAAACCAAACAUGGCGUUCGCGUCGACAGCCUGUCCAGGUCAUUGGUGCUGAAGUUCAGCAACUACAGACACGCCCGCUGGUGGGGUCAGUCUCUGGAAAAGUUUGCGCACGACCACGGCUCCGCCUUCCUGAAGGACCACCGCUACGGGUCUUUUGCCAGAGUGGAGGACGACGUCCCGGCUAAAUGGUAUGUAAACGGGAAAACGUACAUGGAAGAUGUGGCUGAUGCUCUGGAAGAGGCCAAAGAGGAGAUCUUCAUCACGGACUGGUGGUUGAGUCCAGAGAUCUUCCUGAAGAGGCCGGUCGUUGAAGGGAACCGAUGGCGUCUCGACUGCAUCCUGAAGCGCAAAGCGGAACAAGGAGUGCGGAUCUUCGUGAUGCUGUACAAAGAGGUGGAGCUGGCUCUGGGCAUCAACUCAGGAUACAGCAAGAGAACUCUACAGCAGCUUCACCCCAACAUCAAGGUGAUGCGGCACCCUGACCACGUCUCCUCCUCCGUCUACUUGUGGGCCCAUCACGAGAAGAUCAUCGUCAUCGACCAGUCGGUGGCGUUUGUGGGCGGGAUCGACCUGGCGUACGGACGGUGGGACGACAGGGAACACCGGUUGACGGACAUUGGAAGUGUGACACUCACGCAGACUGAAGCUGCAGGUUCCUCUGAGGCUGCUCCAGCCAACGGCAGGGACGUCAUUUCCAAAAGCAACGGGAACACGGCAUUCACGGUGAUGGACUCGGGGGACCAGCCCAAGCUGAAGGGCAAGAAGAAGAGGAGCAGGUUCAGCAUCCGGAAACGGCUUCACCUGACCCACCACGAGAGCGACAGUGACAGCGAGCCCGAGGAGAAUGAGAGAAGCACCUCCGUGCGAAGUCUGAACACAGGAGUUGGAGAGCUGUCCGGGAAUACCCGCUUCUGGCAUGGGAAAGACUACUGCAACUUUGUGCACAAGGACUGGGUUCAGCUGGACAAACCGUUUGAUGACUUUAUAGACCGGCACACGACCCCCAGAAUGCCGUGGCACGACAUCGCCUCAGUGGUUCAUGGGAAGGCGGCUCGGGAUGUGGCGCGACACUUCAUCCAACGCUGGAACUUCAACAAGCUUGUAAAGCCAAAGUACCGAGCUCUGUCGUAUCCAUUCCUGCUGCCCAAGUCUCACAGCACAGCUGGGGAGCUGCGAUACAAAGUUCCCGGCUGCGUGUCAGCAAAAGUCCAGAUCCUUCGCUCAGCCUCUGACUGGUCUGCUGGCAUCAAAUACCACGAGGAGUCCAUCCACAAUGCCUACGUCGACGUGAUCCAGCAAAGCCAGCACUUCAUCUACAUCGAGAACCAGUUCUUCAUCAGCUGUGCGGACAACAAACACGUGUACAACAAGAUAGGAGACGCCAUCGCACAGCGCAUCAUCAAAGCGCACAGUGAGGGGAAGAAAUACCGCGUUUAUGUGGUGACGCCUCUGCUGCCGGGCUUCGAGGGCGACAUCAACACAGGGGGAGGCAGCGCCAUCCAGGCCGUCAUGCACUUCAACUACAGGACCAUGAACCGAGGAGAGCACUCCAUCAUCUCCCAGCUGAAGAGAGAGAUGGGGGACCAGUGGAUCAACUACUUCUCCAUCACCGGCCUCAGGACGCACGCCGAGCUGGAGGGGAAGCUGGUCACCGAGCUCAUCUACGUGCACAGCAAGAUGCUCAUCGCCGAUGACAACACCGUCAUCAUCGGUUCUGCCAACAUCAAUGACCGCAGCAUGCUGGGUAAGAGGGACAGCGAGGUGGCUGUGAUUGUGGAGGAUAAGGAGACGGUGGUGUCUGUGAUGGAUGGGCAGAAGUACCAGGCCGGAAAAUACGCCCUGCAGCUGCGACUUGAAUGCUUCAGGAUGAUCCUUGGAGCAAACACGGAUCCCUCAAUCGAUGUUUCUGAUCCCAUCAGUGAUCACUUUUACAAGGAUAUCUGGAUGACAACCGCCGGUCGAAAUGACUCCAUCUACCAGAGGGUCUUCCGCUGCCUGCCGUCCAGCGACGUCCACAGCAUCCAGGAGCUGGAGGGUUACCUGGCCAUGCCGGGUCUGGACAAAGACAACCCAGCCCUGGCUCAGGAGGAGCUGAAGAAGAUCCGUGGCUUCCUGGUCCAGUUUCCUCUGCAGUUCCUGUGUGAGGAGAACCUGCUCCCCCAAAUUGGCUCCAAGGAGGCCAUGGUACCCAUGGAAGUUUGGACCUGAGGGGGCGGAGUCUCUCUGCCGAGACCUAGUGGCUGAAACACCUGAACACCAGUUUCUGAUUGAAGAAAUGCGAUGAUGGAAAUCUUCUCAAACUGUGGUCAAAUUUUUAAUUCUUUUUUUAACCCCGCACUCUGAAAUGGAGACAUCUUUCUUCUCCUUUACUCUGCAGACUGAUUGAAUAUUCAUGUAGAAGUUCAGAAAAGGGUUUCCCUGUGAGGCGACGCGCAGGGUAAACUGAUCACACUACAGUAAAUAAUUUGUUUUUUCAGAAUCUCUGUGUUACUCUGAUCUGAGUAAACCAGAGGAAAAUGUCUCCUUUCAUGUCUGAAGAGCCUAAACUCCAACAGAUUCUUGUAAAUAUCUAUCAAAUUUAUUUAUGAAUCAAAUAUUUUUGAAACGAUAAGUCUAUUAUUUUGUGUAGGAAAUAUUCUUGAGGCAUGGGGGGAUUGGGACUUCUGUCCCAUUAGAAGAUGCAAGUUUGACAGUCACAGAAAUAGAAAAAGCUUCUAAAUUUCAAACACUAUAUGCAUGUCGAACUGCUGAGGGUUUUUUCUUUGAGCGGGUAAAUUGGGCUCCAUCACACCCAUCUGCACAUAUGCAAACUGAGGAAGGAAAAAGCCGACCAGCAGACCUGCUGGGAAUCCCUCCAGUGCCUGAAAGUUUGGCCGUUUACAGGAAGGGGGAAAAGGAAGUGAUCGACGGUCUGAUAAACUUCCUCCUGCCCUUCACCACCAAGCUGUUACUCCAGAACCGCGGCUUGUUGUUCUCUCGGAAACAACACUAUGCAACUGGCAGGGCCAGGAAAUGCAGCUCAGACACUAAACAGAGAAAACAGAAGCUCUCCGUAUUUAUUUAACAGAAAACCCGAAGUGCCAAAAGUCCUGGACUGUCUAAUGAUUGAACUGUAAAUUCAUUUGCAUUCCUGAUCCCAUGGAUUACACGUUCUGCCUUAAACGCUUCCUUCUGUCAUCAGCUCUGAAGCUCCAGGAAGACCAGCUUAACACAUUUGUGAUUUUCCUCAAAGACCACCUUCUACGUUGGUCUAAAUAGGAAUAAAAAAUAUUGAUUGGUGCAUCAUAGAGUGACGACGGCUUACUUCCCGUUGGGGUGAUAGAUUAAAGUCUGUCCAGGAAAAAGGAUGAUGCUGAACUUCAGCUUCACUUUUUAAUUUUCUGUCACAAGUGUAUCGAUUUCAAGCUCGACUUAAUUCAGGAAAAAUGUUUGAAAGCUCAAGAAGCUACAAACCCAGGCUGAGAACAGAGUGUGUUCCUGUAAAGGUGUUUGUGAAAUGAUGCAUGCAUGUUUGACUCAUUUUGGACCAAAAACAAACCCACACAAAUUGAUGUUUCCCAUUUGUCACUGAAAUGUAAAACUAUGAACAAGGUGCCAGUUUGUGUGAGCAGUAAUUUUGCCUUUUGGAGUCUAGAUUCCUCCUUUUCUGUCUCUUCUGACUCUUCUGGUGCAGCAUGAAUCUGUCAGUGUCUUCCUGCUUGUUUACUGCAUGAAGCUGCAUUUUUCAUGCGCAGCUGACAGGCUGACAGCAGCUGGAUGCCACUAAAGUUUCUCCAGAAAGCAUGGCAAAAAGCAAAGCCUCCUCUAUAGCCAGUAUUGACGAUGUGCCUGUCUGAACGUGGAAGUGUCACCUUCACCAUGUUUGUUUUUCUUUCUACCUCUCUCUUUCUACCUCCUGAUCCAUUCCACCAUGUUUUUGGUUGAAGUUUGUUCCUGUCUGCGCUCUACAGCUCUUUAGGUCAGAGAAAUGAACUCUGGAAGCCCAGCCCACUCCAUAAACAUGGCCCCGGUUCAGUUGUUGGUACAGAUUUGUUGUGAAUGAACGAACUCUAUGUGGAAGGUGAGCUGCAGAUGUCUGCAGACCCUCGUCUGUCUUUUCUUGACUCUUGAUGUUUGUAAAAAUGCACUAUUUGCACAUCGGUCUGCAUGAUUGCGUCAUGUUGCUCUUGUGAAAAGAUGGUUCAAUAAACCAAGAUUCUCAUGUAA